CACUCCACACCUUCAUCUCAGGUUCCAUCCAUAACCCUAUAAAUUUAAGGUUCUAAUUCUAAUGCCAAUUACUUUAACUUAAUUUUCUCUAAUUAAACUCCCUUUCUCAUUUUGAGUCCUUUUUCCCCCCUCUUCUUUACCAUUGUUUAAAAGAAAAAUGUUUGCAGAGCCUGAGAUUGAUGAUUAUCAAUUCCCACUUCCAGGGUUCAGAUUCCACCCUACUGAUGAAGAACUCGUCGGAUUUUAUCUCCGGAGAAAGGUCGAUAAAAAGGCUAUCGGUACCGAGCUCAUCAAGUCCAUUGAUAUCUAUAAGCAUAAUCCUUGGGAUCUUCCUAAUGGGAGUAAUAAUUUAGGAGAGAAAGAAUGGUACUUUUUUUGCAAAAGAGGAAGAAAAUACAAGAACAGUAUAAGACCAAAUAGGGUAACAGGAUCAGGAUUUUGGAAAGCAACAGGAAUUGACAAAGCAAUUUAUAAUGGAUCACAAGGAAGCAAUAUUAUUGGGCUUAAGAAAACUCUUGUUUAUUACAAAGGAAAUGCUGGUAGAGGCACUAAAACUGAGUGGAUGAUGCAUGAAUUUCGUCUUCCUAAUCCUCAUACUACUACUUCUUCUAUCUUUGGAAGAAUCACUACUUCUUCUAAUAAACUCCAAGAUGCUGAAAUUUGGACACUGUGUCGAAUAUUCAAAAGAAGUGUUUCAAGUACAAAAUAUGCACCAAAUUGGAGGGAGAUAGCAGGAGGAAAUGGAGGUUCAAUAUUUGGAGAAAUGAAUAAUAAUAACGGCAAUGCAUAUAGUGAAGAAUGUUAUGAUAAUGAAAGCAAUUACAUAAGUUUCAGCUCUUCCUUAAUUAAUUUUGAGGAAAAGAAACCUAUAAUUAAUAAUAAUAAUAAUAAUAACCAUAAUCCAUUGAUGAUGAUGAAUUUUAGCUCCAUUUCUGAAGAACAAGAAGCUCCUUCCUCUUCUACAAUUGAAGAAUUAUCGCCAUCAAGCUACUCAAAUUUUGAUGGAGAUGCAACUGAUCUAUUUGGAUACAAAGAUAAGAACAAGCUUCAAUUACUUAACCAAGAUUUUUCUAGUUUUAUUCAUCAUCAUCGUUGAUUAUCUUCAUCCCCAUCAUGUAUUAUGUGUAAAUAAACUAAAAUUAUCUCCUAAAAUUAGAAGAAGUUUUUAUAUUAUUUAGUCGUUAACUAUAUGAUUAUGAUAUAUUGGGUUUGAUUAAUUUCAAUUAUACCUAAUUUCCAUUUUGGUGGGAGAGUUUUAUACGCUGAGAUAUAAUUAUGUAGCUUUAAUGUCGUCGAUGUCGUGGUUAAAUAAUAUUAGAAGGAUGUUGUUGUAGGUAUGUUUGAGAAUGAUUCUAUAAAAUUAAUUUUAAUAGUA
Cucumis sativus (cucumber) is the source of this 1375-nucleotide messenger RNA. Its product is annotated as transcription factor JUNGBRUNNEN 1. The transcript is spliced from 3 exons. Gene Ontology annotation, biological process: regulation of DNA-templated transcription. The coding region runs from base 158 to 1096 and encodes 312 amino acids. Gene Ontology annotation, molecular function: DNA binding. The record is from RefSeq and is a predicted model, not a curated record. NCBI's taxonomy places the organism in Eukaryota, Viridiplantae, Streptophyta, Magnoliopsida, Cucurbitales, Cucurbitaceae.